AUGGUCUUAGGGAAAUGCUACGUUUGCCACGAGCAAGUCAAGGAACUGUACUGCCGCCACUGCAUCAACACAAGCCCACACUUGAUUUUGAAGCAUAAGAUAGAACUUUAUCAAAUACGCGCCUUCAAUAAUGAAUUGAGAUCCCAAGUAGACGAUAUUCUCCAAAGCGCCAUGGAUGAAAGCAAAGAGCCCCAAGAUGUUUUGGGACGCAACCUGGCAAUGCUGAAAACGGCUUAUUUGAAAAGAAAAACCAACAAGUAUCGGCACAAAUUGGAACAAGUUCGCGAUUCCGUUGAGGUAAAGGCUCAUCGAGCGAAGCAAUUACGGGAACAGAUUGAUAGAGAUAACGCCACUAAAAUUAACGAGCCUCGGCAAUUACAGGAACACAGUGGUACUCAGAAGUCACAAUUCGACGCACUCAAACCGGAUCUACUUCAAUUGCAGAAAGUGUUAGCCAACUCGAAAGCUCUCAAAUUUCAAGAGUUGGUACGUCUUUUUCUCGUACGCCAAAGGGAACAUCCAGAGUUUCCAUACACGAUUAGUUUCCAGCCCGUGAUAAACAUCCAGCAUUUGUAUCGUCUGCCUCAAAAUGUCAUAGAAUGUUCGUUGCGAAGCAUGUGGGAAUUUCUAGUUCUGGCGGGCAAAGUACUUCUGCUGGAACUUCCUUUGAAAGAGCCUGGAACUGAUGUUCUCACCAGCCUUACUGGAAUCGUGUUGACCAUCUUGGUGUUGUUGCGGAACUUGGAACUCGUCCCCCGCGAUUGCAGCGACAGAAGAGCGUUGCUGCGAAGUCUGCUGAGAAACUACGACGUUGACAAGUUAUUUUACUUUAUGGUUAUGAACAAGGAUGUUGAAACGGAUAUCAAGAGCAAAGCCGAGACUGUUAUUAACUAUGAGGUUUGUCAUUCCGAGUUGCAAACGCUGCUACAAGGAUCUUCGGAACUGAGCGUUCUGGAACAGUCUGUGGACGACAAAUGGUUUCUUGUGGGAUAG
Lachancea lanzarotensis is the source of this 993-nucleotide messenger RNA. RefSeq names its product LALA0S03e05688g1_1 (gene ATG14). Lineage: Eukaryota; Fungi; Ascomycota; Saccharomycetes; Saccharomycetales; Saccharomycetaceae. The transcript has a single exon. Bases 1 to 993 code for a protein of 330 amino acids. Gene Ontology annotation, biological process: macroautophagy. The record is from RefSeq and is a predicted model, not a curated record.